Aspergillus glaucus CBS 516.65 is the source of this 584-nucleotide messenger RNA. RefSeq lists its product as uncharacterized. The record is from RefSeq and is a predicted model, not a curated record. NCBI's taxonomy places the organism in Eukaryota, Fungi, Ascomycota, Eurotiomycetes, Eurotiales, Aspergillaceae. Bases 181 to 483 code for a protein of 100 amino acids. The transcript has a single exon.
ACGGGAGACGGUUACGAAGAAACGAAGAGAUUUCAAGACAGGGCAAGGUUCCCUAUAUAAAUCAAGGGCGGUUUAUUUAUGAUAUGGUUCACGUAUGGAAUAUGAGCCAUCAUAACUUACUAUUGUUCGGCAUCCGACUCAAGUGGAGGGCCCAUAGUCGAUCCGCUAGACGGUUCUGGAAUGCGAGGUGAAACUUCUGCCGUCCUUAUUAUAGCAUUCCGCCAAUACAAUAUAUUCUUAUUCUCAUUAUUGCAGUUGUUAUUGCAGUUGUUAUUGCAGUUGUUAUUGCAGUUGUUAUUGUUGUUGUUAUUGUUGUUAUUGUUGUUAUUACUACUUGUACAUUGUAGAGAAGUAUCCGGAGUAUACUCGGCGAUGUACUCUGUACAUAUCACCUCUCAAUUAUACAGGUACUCCCGAUCGAUACCCAUAAUUCUGACUCCUCGCAUGCAAAUGACUUUUCUGCAUCCCGGCUCAAUCGGAUGACGAGUCAGAUACACUAGUGUAUGUUCACUAGUGAUGCUCCAUACUGUUGAGUUAUUAUCCAUGUGAUGUAACUGAAUGUCCAGUCACCUGUCAUCAACAAG